GACGUCCACGCGACGAGAUCUGUGCAGGCCGAUGAGGGUUCGGAGUUCUUUGAGGGCCAUGCGAGGUGGAUCCAACGGUGAAUGUCGCGAAAAAACGAUCAAUCGUAAGGAUACAACCCGAACCCCCGCGCGUGGGUCAACAUCCACCGCUUUCUCGUAGUACUGUUGGGAGGGUCGAAAGCACCGCUUCGGCGCUUUUCCUCUCGCUGUUGGAAAAUCCUCUCCCCUUCUUAAAGGGCUGGAGGCGGUGCUCGUCCAGUCGUCCUCCCUUUUGAAACAGAGAUGGCGCCCAGGGCUUCCCAGAAGCAGCGCCCUGCCGCCACGGACCCCGAAGGCAUGUUCCAUGGCAUGGUCGUGUUCCUUGUCCCCAAGGGCGUCCAGCCUCGAAGGCUUCAGAGCACAGUCGAUUCUCGGCCUGGUACAGUAGAAAUUCAGCAACCAUGGCUCCUGAAUUGCAAUCUGGUGAUACUAUGAAGAUGAUUGAAGAGGUGUGAAACAAGCAGUAGGGGAAAUCAGUUCACAACAACAAGCUCUCAUUGAAAAUAUGUUACAAUCAUACACACAGAAGCAAGAGCAAGCAAUCACUGCUCAAAACCAGAUAUGGAAACAGAAGUUGACCCAGAUGGGAGCUUUGGUUGAGGAUAGUUUUUCAAAGAGGGUUACUCAUGUUCUCUCUAUGAACUCAAAUGCACUCCUCCAACAAGUAAAUCAUGAACACUUGCAAUGUUUUAAGGCGAAUUUACUUCAAUAUCAAUGGUUGGAAAACUGUUUAAAAUCCGGGGAGAAAGUACCUGAAGGUCCAUAUGCUCUAAAUUUUGAAGAGAUCAAUAAAUCAGAUGAAAAUUCAGGCAAGGAAUGUUCUGAAUCAGCUGAAGUGAGACAUUGUGAUGAUGGACCAUCAUAUAGCAAGAGGUUAAAAAUUUCAUCUGAGGAAUCUAAAGCUGCAGACCCUGCAAGCAAGCAGGAUCAUCAGCUAAUGGGUAAACAAGGUGAAUUAACUUCAGAUCAUCAAUAUAUGCGCAUGCAUGUUGGAGAUGAGGCUUUGACAACUGAAAAAGGACCAAAGCCGCAUGUCAUCAACCACAAUAGCUGCGAGGUUGUCCAUCCUAGCACAAAUGCUCCUCAUGCAACAAAGGAUGGGGCUGGUGUUUCUCAGUUAUCCUCUCUUUACAAUCCACCGGAUUUUAAUAAGAACAUUACUGAAAUAUUUGGGAAGCUUAUCAAUAUCUAUAGAGCAUUAGGAGAUGAACGUAGGUCAUUCAGCUAUUACAAAGCCAUUCUGAUGCUUGAGAAAUUACCCUUUAAAAUUGAAAGUGCUGAUCAGGUCAAAGACCUUCCAACAAUUGGGAAAUCAUUGCAGGAUCAUAUUCAGGAAAUAGUGACCACGGGAAAGUUAUCUAAAUUGGAGUAUUUUGAGAAGGAUGAAAAGGUGCGGACUGUAACUCUUUUUGGUGAAGUUUGGGGUAUUGGUCCUGCAACUGCUCGAAAGUUAUAUGAAAAAGGAUACCGUACACACGAUGAUCUAAAAAAUGAUGACUCUUUAACAAAUUCUCAGAGGCUGGGACUAAAGUAUUUUGAUGACAUUAAGAAAAAGAUUCCACGGCAUGAGGUUAGAGAUAUGGAAGUGCUUUUACAAAAAGCUGGAGAAGAUGUUUUACCUGGGGUAAUUGUUGUUUGUGGGGGAUCAUAUAGGCGUGGAAAAGCUUCUAGUGGGGACCUAGACAUCAUCAUAACACAUCCUGAUGGGGUAAGCCAUGUAGGCUUUUUACCUAAGUAUGUUCAAUAUUUGAAGGAUAUCAACUUUUUGAAGGAGGACCUUGUUUUCAGCAUGCAUAGCACUGAGGGAACUGAUUCUGGGGUUGAUACAUACUUUGGUCUUUGUUCCUAUCCUGGUCGAGAGCAGAGACAUCGGAUUGAUAUCAAGGUAUACCCAAGGAGCAUAUAUGCCUUCGGAUUGAUAGCAUGGACCGGGAAUGAUGUACUAAAUAGGCGGUUGAGAUUAUUAGCGGAAUCCAAAGGAUAUAGACUGGAUGAUACAGGGCUGUAUCUGGCCACUCAGUGCUCUGCUGGGAAACGGGGAAUGAAGUCGAGCACAAGCAUGAAUUGUAGAACGGAAAAGGCGGUAUUUGACAUACUUGGUUUUCCUUGGCUGGAACCUCAUGAGAGGAAUCUGUAAAGAGUACUAUAAAACUUGUGUACAUGUGUGCAGUAGUUACAAUGCAAGACUAAUCAUGUAAACCAACUCGUGUUAAGAAUCACAGACCCUGCAAAUAUUUUAUACCACAGAUACGCAAAA
Elaeis guineensis (African oil palm) is the source of this 2296-nucleotide messenger RNA. NCBI's taxonomy places the organism in Eukaryota, Viridiplantae, Streptophyta, Magnoliopsida, Arecales, Arecaceae. The record is from RefSeq and is a predicted model, not a curated record.